Molecule: messenger RNA, 7696 nt
Organism: Sceloporus undulatus (fence lizard)
Lineage: Eukaryota; Metazoa; Chordata; Lepidosauria; Squamata; Phrynosomatidae
Gene: TACC1
Product: transforming acidic coiled-coil containing protein 1
Biological process (GO): cell population proliferation; mitotic spindle organization; cerebral cortex development
Cellular component (GO): cytoplasm
Source: RefSeq, a predicted model, not a curated record
CUUCUGGGAGCCUGCCUCUGCCAGGGCCAUAGAUGCCUUGGCUCCGCCGGAGCUCUUCCUGCCGCCUCCUGCCGGCUCACAGCAACCGCCUGGAAGGGAGCGAGCCUCUCCUCCGCAGCCCAGGCCAGGAAGGCAUCCGCGCGGCCACGUAACGUGUGAAUCCGCCCUCCAAGGCCUGGCGUAACGGGGGCGGAGGAGGAGGAGGAGGGAAGCCCAUCUCUCCAUCCUCUCUCUCGCUCUCUCUGCCUUUGGAGGAGGAAGGGGAAGGAGAAGCAGCCGCCGCCGCCUGAGCCAUGGCCCAGGGAGGCUAAAGCGCCGGAUUCGCUCCCAGAGCCCCGCAGCCCCGAUGGCCUUCAGCUCCUCCUGGCAGCUGCUCUCGCCGGUCCAGUGGGCCAAGUGGACCUGGUCCGCCGUCCGAGGCUCCGGGCCCGGAGCAGGGGCCCAGGAGGAGGAGGAGGAGGAGGAUGGGCAGCUCAGCCCCGGGCCCUUGGAGGACCUGGAGGACCAGGACGCGGCGGCCGAGACCAAGUCCUUGAGCCUCAGUUCGGAUUCGGAAGGCAAUUUUGAGACUCCCGAGGCAGAGACCCCAAUUCAUUCGUUGGGGAAGGAGCUGGUGGACCUGUUGGAUCCUGAGCCCAUAUCCCAAGCAUCACAUGAAGAUGAAGUUCAACUGGUAGCCCAGGUUUCAGACGAAAACCAGCAAGGCUCUGCUUCAACAGAGGAUGAACCACAGACAGACAUCGCCGUCUUGCAAGCCGAAUUGGCCGUCUCCAAAGCUGAUCUUGACUGUGGCAACGUUUCAUCCAUGACUCCAUCCACAUUGGGGACGGAGCUGUCUGCAGAGCAGCCUGCACCUAUCCCAGAGGAAAACGUUUCUACUACAAGGUCUGAUCCAGAUCAAGCACCAGCAGGUUUUGUGCUCACAGCGACAACUCAAAAAGAGCAAGAGGGGGCAUCCCUGGGGAAAAAAGAACUCCCUGCUGAAGGACCAGAAGGAGCCAAGCCAAACAGCGAAACACUUGUUGUUAGCAGGAGCAAACUUCCAAGAGCCAAACCAGCUGCCCUGCAAAAGAAAAUGGGGGGAGAGAACCCAGAGACUGAAACAGCUCCAGAGAGUAUGGCUGUCCCCAAAGCCUCCUACCGGUUUGACCCCGAGUCAUACAAUGAAAACGUGAACCCCUUUGUGAUAGGAGGCUCCAAACUCCAAAACUCUCCCCCUCCGUCUCAGCAAGGAUUUGCUCUUCCCAACAGUGAUGCCAAAGAGCCUGAUUUGGGAGGUGGUGACGAGGGCAAAGGCCGGGGGGUGAAACUUGAAUUUGAUUUUGCAGAAGGAGCAGAAGACGCGGAGCCCAAGAAAGCCCCGCUGAGAAAACCAGGAAGGAAACCAGUCAGUAAACUGUCUCCCAAGAGGCAAAGAAGUGGUACCAACAAGCCAGCUGCAGGUACCGAGGAUGGAGAGAAAACGCUCGCCACGGAUAUAUCUGAGGUGCCCCUUCCAAAAGCCUUGCAACAGACCGAUCUAGGUCAAUGGGGUGAACCCCACUUGAAUUCAUUUGGAGGGAGCUCAGAGUUGCAGGGCUCCCCACCUCUUCCGAAAGGGUCCUACAACCUCGACGUGGCAGAUCCCUUCAAGCCCACCAAGACCUUGGCUUGUGUGGGGGCCGACACCUUUCCCGUCGCAGAGAACAGUCUCAAUGAGAUCUUGGAGUCGCAGACGCUGGCAGCCAUGAGCGAUGAACUGAAGAAAGGCUUGGCCUCGCCAAAAAAAGCCAAGUCCCGGUUGAUAACGACUACUGAACAAGUGAAAUUUCUCUGUUUUCUGUUGAGUGGCUGCAAAGUGAAGAAAUACGAAACACAAUCCCUGGUUUUGGAUAUUUGUUCUCAGGAGGAUGAUGAAGCAGCCCUCAUCUCGAAAAUCCCAGACCUUUCCAAUCGGGAUGGGCACGCUACUGAUGAAGAGAAGCUGGCUUCUACCUCCUCCACCCAGAAGCCAGCUGAGUCGGAGGCCAAAGGUGAGACUGAGGAAGACCUGGAGUACUUUGAAUGUUCCAAUGUUCCCGUGUCUGCCAUAAAUCAUACGUUUUCAUCCCCAGAAGAAGGUUUUGAGAAGGAUCCAUCAUGCAGUCUGGCAGAGAAGAACAACACCAACAAUAUAGUGGGCAAUUCUGAACUGUGUGCUUUGGAGAAGGCACCCGGAACGAUGCCAGGCACCAUAAUUGGAGGUGCUGAAAGCCCCUUGGAUGCCAUUUGCCUCAGUGAAUCUGAUAAGACAGCCGUUCUGACUCUGAUCAGAGAAGAGAUCAUUUCUAAAGAGAUUGAAGCCAAUGAGUGGAAGCGGAAAUAUGAAGGAAGCCGGCAAGAGGUCCUGGAAAUGAGGAAAAUUGUGGCUGAAUAUGAGAAGACCAUCGCCCAGAUGAUCGAGGAUGAACAGCGGACCAACAUGGCAUCCCAGAAGAGUCUCCAGCAACUCACAAUGGAGAAGGAGCAGGCGCUGUCUGACCUGAAUUCAGUGGAAAGGUCCCUCUCCGACCUGUUCAGGAGAUAUGAGAAUUUGAAAGGAGUCCUGGAAGGUUUUAAGAAGAAUGAAGAAGCCUUGAAGAAAUGUGCCCAGGAUUAUCUCAAUCGGGUCAAGCAAGAGGAACAGCGGUACCAGGCCUUGAAAAUCCAUGCCGAAGAGAAAUUAGACAAAGCCAAUGAAGAAAUUGCUCAGGUACGUAACAAGGCCAAAGCUGAGAGCGCAGCUCUGCAUGCCGGGCUCCGAAAAGAACAAAUGAAAGUGGAAUCACUGGAGAGAGCACUUCAGCAAAAGAAUCAGGAAAUAGAAGAGCUGACUAAGAUCUGCGAUGAGCUGAUUGCCAAGUUGGGAAAGACUGACUGAUCCAUUCCGUCCGGAGCACCAUGCUUGGCUGCUUCCCGUUGUCUAUCUGCAUCUUCAAGCAAGCGCCUUGCCUUAUUUUCCACAAAUAAUCUCUUCCUCCUCCCGGCAGCAGAGAGAAAAGCACAUGCCCCUUGCUUCUUUUCAGCUGCCUGCAAGAACCAGGCCCAGAGGUUCUCCUCUGUCCUCAAUUUUCAUCAUCAUACUACUCCAAAUCAUUCCCCAGCUCCAUUUAUGCCCCCUGCUAUUUGCAGGCAGUCCUGACUGUAUGGUCCCAACUGGUAUUGAGGAGGCUGUGUCUAAAUGUGGCUGAUGUGUUUGCUGCAACGAAACUGAGAAACAGCCACUCAGCUCUGUUGAGUCUCCAGCCCACAAAAGGGGCUGUUGUUGAUAAUGCCUGCAGUUUGAUGUCAGGAAGGGGUCUGUAUGAGAUGUGGCUUACCUGAGCUGAUGCGUCACUGUCUUGAGGUUGCAGUCCACACAGCAAAGGGUCACAUCGGCUAAACUAUAUCUGAGACCACAAAAAAGUGCAACCAGCACAAACACAUUUGUGCAACAACUGGAUCCGCCCUAAGGUAGAUCGCAUGUAGAACCCCGAUUAAUGUUUAUUUUGAAUCCUAGGAGAGUUAGGUAAUAGCCAUGGCCCCCAUCACACCACGCAGUUACAGCACUGUGAUUCCACUUUUAACUGCCAUGGUUGCAUCGGAGUUUGUCGUUUGGAGAGGCCUUAGAGCUCUCUGGCUAAGACUUGUCUUCAGUUGCUGGAAUACUCUGGUCUGACCCUGGAGUACUCUGGCCUCAAAUCCCCCCAAAUUUCCCCCUUACUUGCUCUCUUUUUGCUGCAAGUUUUUGACUCUUCCAGUGAACAACAGGCAGCUACUUUCCCACAUGGUUCCUGUGCCUUGCCUGGUGCCCAGCCAUGCCAUUGAUGCUGGGCACUUGAUCUCAGAGGGACUUGUGCCCACAGUGGCUGCACUGGGCAACUCGCAGGGACCAUAAGUAAAGGCAGACACUGUUGUUGCUGCAGAGAGAGCCAAAAACCCACAGCAAAUGAUUAGUUAUUUAAAUGCAGGUUAGGGAAGGAAGCCCUGAAUAAGUGCAGGCAUCCGAUUUGGAGUCUUGGCCUAGCAUCCUAUAAACAGGAUGUAGGGGUAAUUUAGGGUAAUUUGUCCAUGUAGACAAGCCCUGAGAAUUCCAAAUGUCCUUCCCUUACUCUGCAAAUCCCAGGAUUUCAUAGGGAUGAAGUCAUGGCAGUUGAAGUGGAAUCAUAGCACUAUAAUUGUACAUUGUGAACAGGCCCCAUGAUUGGCCAUAUCGAAAGGAAGUGCCUGUCUUCAUCUUUGUAAACAUACAUGACCGUCUUACGGCACCUUGAAGUCAGGUUUUGAGUCUUCUCCGGUUGAGAUUUCUAAAUGCCCCUUCCUUAUUCUAACAAUGCCAUAAUAAAUCACUUAGCCUUCAAGGUGCCAAGCAGCUCUUUAUAUUUGUGGCGGUGGACCAACAUGGUUUCCCUGCUGGAGUUUGUCUCUGAGUUAAUGCACUUCAAUGAGGACAGUUUCUCUCCCUGAGGAGGGUGCAUGCUUCCCUGAAUGCAGGGUCUUCCAAGGUAAAUAGGAGCAGCCCUUAGACAUUCAGAAAUAUGCAAACAAAAUUAUCCCCCUGUUAACACAAUCUAAAAUGUCACUUCUUUGGAAGCUGGCUGAUGGAAUCAGGAGUAUAAACCUCUGUAUAGUUAGCAUCCUUGGCAACUUUCCAUCCGCACCAACUUCUGGGAAAAUUUCAGACUUAAAAAUAAAGAAAAUCCGUCCCACAAGUAGGAUAAUUUAAAAUGAUGUCUGAUUCCUUUCUGGAUUAGAUGCUAUGAUGGUUGUAUAGAAGGUGUAACUGCCAGACAUUUAUCUUCUAAAUGUCCCAUCCUAAACGUCCUUUUGCAUUUUCUUCAGGUGUGUCUCCACUGAUAAAUCACUGAAGCACUUUGAUUUCUCCGCCAGGGUCAAGCAUCAAGGGUUGUGGAGUUUUACAGUCUCCCUAGGUCUUUCUUGUAUCGUGCUGACAUUAAGUUGUUGCAUUCUUUGGCUGGGUCCAGGUAUAUAUAUUUAACCAGUUUGCUUAACAGGGAGCUCUCCCUCUGCCUACAGAUUUGAGAUUUGUCUUGAUCAGGUGCUAUCGGCACAUGUUGCAUCCUUCCCAACAGCCAGAAUGAAACAGAUCCUCCAAAGCCAUAGGUCUAUGCUCCUUUUUGAUGGCAUUUAUUGGGGAUGUUCACAUGCUGCUAUUCUGCCUGUAGUAAAUUUCACAUGCACUCCACUUAAGAAUCUGGGAAUCCCGAGAAACCCAACUACGUGCGGUUUGUUUUCUCUUUCUUUUCCAAAUGAGAUUCUAGCCCUUGUAGUUUGGCGAGGUGCUUCUGAAGAAGUUUAGGCUGCCUCUCUGAUUUUCCAGCCAGAUCUUUUCAUGUCGCCCAUCCCAUGGCUUCCAGGCACAUGCUGAGGGCUCAAUGUAUGGAGAGGGCUGGCUCUUCAUCAGAUCAAAAAUGCAAACACCUUUCCUUCCAAGGUGAAAGAGCAGGCCUGUCCAGAGAAGCAGCUCUCUGGAACGUCUUCUGUUUAUUCAGGUGUUGUAUAUGCCUCGGGUGGAACGCCUCUGUCAAAUGUUCUGCUUUCUCCCACACCUCUUAUCCUGGCUGCCAAGCUGCGCCUUGUCAGUGCUUGGAGAAGUUACUUUUUAAAAAACUCUUAGCUCCCAGAACCCAGCAGACAUGCUGACUGGGAGGUUCUGGGAGGUAUGUUGAAAAUAAUUAACUUCUGCAAGCUCUGUUCCUCGCCAGCGAUUGUGAAACGGAGUUCUCCUCAUGCUGAGGUUUUCAUGCCAAAAGGUGGGCACGUUUUUCCCAUCCCUGGAUUGUGAUGAGAAGGUGCAAAAGAUGACACUUUGAGUGCUCUCUUCCACCAGAUCUCAUGUUCAUCUGAAAAUAGUUUGGCAGAAAAAGGGACUGAGUAUAAGAGGAGGCCUUUCUCCAUCUCAGGCACAUGGCAGAUUCCUAUCAGCGCAAUACCAGAUAGACCAGUCAUUCCCAUGACAUGGUUACAGCCUUACCCUACACCAGGGGUACGGGAACAGUGGUCUACAGGUCACGUGUGAUCCCUUGGGGCAUUUUGCAACCCCCAGGCUUCCCUCAGAAGAUGCGUCUUCAAAAGCCAUUGCACCAUUUUUUAAAAAUGCCCCCCUAAUGGAAAACCAUCACUUCUGGGAUGGCAUUUCCCCUUUAUUUAGCUUUCCCCUUUUUCAGAGACCUUACUCAGAACUUGACGUCGUGAGUGGAAGUGACUUCCAGUUAUUUAACCAAGUUCUGCUUCAUUCUGAAGGUGAAUGCUGGCUUCAGGAAAUUGAACUGGCAUUGCUGCAGAUUCUGGCAAUAACUGUACGACCGGGGUCUAUGGUGAAGAAUAAAGGGUUUUGAAGGCUUCCUUCCCUGUCCUAUUGUGGAAUUGGUCGUGGGUGCUGUAAAGCAAUGAUCCUGCAUAUCACUUUGGCAGGUUACCAUGACUGAACUCACUUUCAGUAACUGCAACACACUCCAUAUGUGUUGGAUUACAACUCCCAUUAUUCCCCCCAUUCUGCCUGUUUAUGUUCCAACACGUCCAGAAGGUGCCAUGGUCAGGCGUUCUUGACCCUACAGGAAAGGGGACUUGUGAUUUGAAUGCCAUCCAUCUUCCAAUGUGUAUUUUUUUUGCUGGGUAUUCGGUGGUAGCACUUCCAUCUGUGGGUGUGUACUCCUGCAAGCACACAGUGCCAUAUGCUCCCUCGUUUUGUGUGCCUCUCAAGCAUGCCACUGAAAUGUGGGUGAAGACGAUUCCUAAGGAAUGACAUUAUUAACUAUAAUAUGGUUAUUAUAGUUUGUGCAGAUAUUGGAAUAUAUAUAUAUGUAUAAAUAUAUAUAAAUAUAUAUAUAUAUAUAAUGUGUAUAUAUAAUGGUUAUAGUUCUAUAUAGUGGGUGGUGUGUGUGUGCGUGUGGUUUAAAUCUGUAGAAUUGUUGCACCUCAAAGCAGUCUGGAGUAGCAGAAGGCCAUGCUGGUUUCGUCCUUAUAAUUUUAUCCUUAUAGGGCUAUUGCUUCUGCCUGUCUAUAACCUUUGCAAGACGAUUGGAAAGAGAACUACUAGCUACUCCUGAUAGUGGGUUUGAAGGCAGCGUGUAUCUGCAGUAGCAUAUGGCAAACUGUGCCUUGCUUUUAUUGUGCAUGUGCCAUGUGCAUCACCUCGAAGGCUGGCGGUUUGAUGCAGCAAAGAUGCCAUUUCUAGCACAGUCAUGCACACAAGGUUUGCUGCUGGGCUAUCCCAUGGGAUGCUACCUCUUUUUUAGCUGCAAAGGUACCUUGAAAUGGUUUCUGCCAUUUAGUUCUCGUGUGAGCAGAAAAUGCAGGCAGAUGCAACCUAAUUUCUGUAAUGUGUAAUGUGCAGGCCUAUCAUCUUCUCCCCAUUGGACAAAUGAAUAUUCAUAGCAAAGUAAAGAGGCCACUAUCUGUGCCUUUGAACACAAAAGCCGGGGCUUUUUAGGAUUUGGAAACAUAGGGAUUGAAGCCCACACAAUACUAAUGUACUGAUGAAAUGUUAAAUUAUUUUCGUGUCCACUGUAAAUUCGUUUGCUUUGUUAUGCAUUAACUGCAUCUUGGUGAUGCAUUACUUGUAUUUUUAAAAUAUCACUAAAAAUGCACACAGACACACACAUUGCACUAAUGUAUAAUGUUGUCAUUCAACCCAUUAACAUUGGUGAUGGUAAAAUGAAAAAGCAAUUAAAAAUAAACUUCUGAAACUACUCUGAAA